Thunnus maccoyii (southern bluefin tuna) is the source of this 2508-nucleotide messenger RNA. RefSeq names its product glutamic-oxaloacetic transaminase 1, soluble (gene got1). Gene Ontology annotation, biological process: L-aspartate biosynthetic process. Gene Ontology annotation, cellular component: cytosol. Gene Ontology annotation, molecular function: pyridoxal phosphate binding; L-aspartate:2-oxoglutarate transaminase activity. Bases 105 to 1337 code for a protein of 410 amino acids. The record is from RefSeq and is a predicted model, not a curated record. Lineage: Eukaryota; Metazoa; Chordata; Actinopteri; Scombriformes; Scombridae. The transcript has 9 exons.
CUCUACAUUCCCCAAAUCCAAGUUGAAGGUGAAAGUCCUCUUUCCUCCCGUUAACUGUCCCGUUAACUGCUUGUCGCUCGUUGUCGCUACAAACUGCUGCAACUAUGUCGGUGUUUGCUGAAGUUCCCCAAGCAGCUCCUGUGGCUGUCUUUAAGCUGACCCAGGAUUUCAAUAACGACGAAUUUCCCAAGAAGGUGAACCUCGGCGUGGGAGCCUACCGGACAGAUGAAGGCCAACCAUGGGUUUUACCAGUGGUGAAAAAGGUGGAAAAGAUCAUUGUGCACGAUGACAGGCUGAACCAUGAGUACCUGCCCAUCCUGGGCCUGCCUGAUUUCAGAUCCUCGGCCUCCAAGAUCGCACUGGGAGACGACAGCCCUGCCAUCCAGGAGAACAGGGUGGGAGCCGUUCAGUGUCUAGGUGGCACAGGUGCUCUGAAGAUGGGGGCAGAGUUCCUCAGACGUUUCUACAAUGGAACCAACAACACCAAGACGCCUGUCUAUGUGUCCGCACCUACCUGGGAAAAUCACAAUGCUGUAUUUGCCAAUGCGGGCUUUGAGGAUGUCCGUCCAUACAAGUACUGGGAUGCACAGAAGAGGGGCCUUGAUUUGGCUGGUUUCCUUGGUGACUUGGAGAGUUGUCCAGAGCACUCCAUCUUUGUCCUGCAUGCCUGUGCCCAUAAUCCAACUGGCACAGACCCCACACAGGAGCAAUGGAAGAAGAUUGCUGAAGUUAUGAUGAGGAGGAAGCUGUUUGUGUUCUUUGACUCGGCUUAUCAGGGAUUCGCCUCAGGCAGUCUGGAGAAAGAUGCCUGGGCGGUCCGCUACUUCGUCUCCAUGGGCUUUGAGAUGUUCUGUGCUCAGUCGUUCUCCAAGAACUUUGGCCUCUACAAUGAACGUGUGGGCAACCUGACCGUUGUGGCUCGUGAUGCAGACAACCUGAAGCGAAUUCUGUCCCAGAUGGAGAAGAUUGUCAGGACGACCUGGUCCAACCCACCGUCACAGGGAGCUCGCAUUGUCGCCGUCACCCUUAACUCACCUGAGCUCUUUGCUGAAUGGAAGGCAAACGUGAAGACCAUGGCUGACAGGGUCUUGUUGAUGAGGGCUCAGCUGAAAGCUAAGCUGCAGGCUCAGGGGACACCGGGGACCUGGGACCACAUCACAGAGCAGAUUGGCAUGUUCAGCUUCACAGGCCUCAACACCAAACAAGUGGAAUAUAUGGUGAAGGAGAAACACAUCUACUUAAUGGCCAGUGGUCGUAUCAACAUGUGCGGUUUGACCACCAAGAACAUCGACUACGUGGCCGAGUCCAUUCAUGAGGCUGUCACUAAGGUCCAGUAGAAGACUGCACUAUAUCCACAGUUCCUUCUGCCCAGCCCUGAGCCACCCUGAUCCCAGGGACAGUGUUUGUAUCCAGCAGAGUUUCUGGGGCAAACACUCUUAAGCCCCCUGGCCCCAUUUCCCCUGCUUUGAGUGUUUGUGCUAAGCUAGGCUAAACACAUUCUGGACCUGUUUCUCUAAUGAACGCACAAGACUAGUGUAGAUAUUCAUCUUCUCACCUAACCACCAUAAGACAGCAAAUUCAUUUCCCAAAAUAUGGGAAUUAUUCCCUUAAGUAAUUGUUUAUAAUUUGUCUCUGUUUUUUCUGUGUUGGUCUCUUACUUGUAGUGUGUACUUAAGAGUAUGACAUCACUUAUUUUUUAAAUGUCAUGUACUAUUAGUUCGCUGUUGUGUGUCAUUACUCGGACCUUUGAGAGGGUUAAGUACGUCUGUGACUGUGUUACAAUUACCUCAGCAGUGCUGACUCUGUGAUCCUCCACUGUUAUUAUUCAUCCAUUCCAAGUGUUGAUGACACAUUUCCAGUUUUAAUUAGCCUGCAGUAAUUAGCAUGUUAUGAUUAACAGUUUUAAGAACACUUGAAAAAUAGAAUUUGCAUUUACCAUGACCAAAUUCAUUGUAUGUAGUUUUAUUUAGUGUACACUGUCGUAUUAAAGGGUGAAGAACCACCUCUAUCAUGAAUUAAGUAGUAGUAUUACAUCAUUUUCUUGAUGCAAUGUAAAACAGAGUGUUCUCAGGAAGAUAUUUUUAACUUGAACUAUGUAAUUUAUUAAUGAUAAUGUCUUCUGCCCAUGGGGGUUAUAUUAAUUACCUCACUUUUAAUCUCUAUUUGUGGACUGUUUUUCAUUCUGUGAGCACAAACGCUGCUCAACUGUUCUCACAGCUUCCGUGACUCAAGAGCAACCUCAGUGUUUUCUGCUGCCAGACUAAUGUUCUGGUACUUCUGGUUCUGUCCGGCACCUGCCAAGUUAAUGUUGAGUUUGCACAGUGAUUGUCUGUUCGAAGCACUUGCGCACUAUUAUGCAAGACACUCAUGUCAGUGGCACAAACACACUAAUGAUCAACCAGUUGGCUAUCAUAUCACUGCUCACAGCAAUAAAGCAGUCUUACUGUGUAGCAAAUGAAUGCAAGCCGAUGAGAUGAAUGAACUACUCUAAUAAAUGACUAUAAAUAG